AGUAAAUCCUGCACGAUGCCUCCCGUCAUGUUCCAGGACCUGCCACUAAACAUCUACAUGGUCAUUUUCGGCACCGGCAUCUUCAUCUUUGUGCUCAGCCUCAUCUUCUGCUGCUACUUCAUCAGCAAACUGCGGCACCAGGCUCAGAGCGAGCGGUUCGGGUACAAGGAGGUGGUUUUGAAAGGUGAUGCCCGGAGGCUGAACGUGCACGGGCAGACCUGCGCUGUCUGCCUGGAAGAUUUUAAGGUGAAGGAGGAGCUGGGGGUGCUGCCGUGCCAGCACGCCUUCCACAGAAAGUGCCUAGUGAAGUGGCUGGAGGUGCGCUGCGUUUGCCCCAUGUGCAACAAGCCCAUGGCGGGCCCGGCACAGCCCCGCGCCAGCAUCGGCACCCUCCUGGACGAGCUGGUGUGAGCGGCCCCGCGCCGCC
Messenger RNA from Colius striatus (speckled mousebird), 427 nucleotides. RefSeq names its product ring finger protein 122 (gene RNF122). The record is from RefSeq and is a predicted model, not a curated record. The coding region runs from base 16 to 411 and encodes 131 amino acids. Gene Ontology annotation, cellular component: endomembrane system. Gene Ontology annotation, molecular function: ubiquitin protein ligase activity. The transcript is spliced from 5 exons. NCBI's taxonomy places the organism in Eukaryota, Metazoa, Chordata, Aves, Coliiformes, Coliidae.